This is a messenger RNA of Aspergillus pseudoviridinutans, 1869 nucleotides long. RefSeq lists its product as uncharacterized. The coding region runs from base 1 to 1869 and encodes 622 amino acids. Gene Ontology annotation, molecular function: nucleic acid binding. Lineage: Eukaryota; Fungi; Ascomycota; Eurotiomycetes; Eurotiales; Aspergillaceae. The record is from RefSeq and is a predicted model, not a curated record. The transcript has 5 exons.
AUGGAGGACAAGGAAACUAACAGCCAAAUGUCUGGGCAUGAGACCGGAUAUCCGUUCACACCUCCUUACCCUCAGAGCUACAACAUGCUUCCCUUCGGAGCUCCUGGCAUGCCGGGCUUCGCUCCCCUGCCGGGGCAGUAUAUGGCUCCAGGCAAUCCGAAUCCGUCCCAACCAUUGCAGCAAGAAGGCCCCUUCAUGUACUCUCCUUUCUAUGGCAUGCAGGCUAUGGCUCACGCUCUUCCUGGCGUCAUAGGACAAGCUCCCGGGAUGCAAGCUCCGCUGCCUGCCUCGAACACCCACCUCCAGCUUUCAGUCCGUCCCAAGCGGACGGGGUUUGCCUCAGCUGGCUCUCACUGGGCUCCGCGCUCUUCGUUGCACCAGCUCCUGGAGCAUGACUCUGAGAAUCGUGAGAUAGCUACCCAGGCUGCUGACUGUGAGAAGAGUUUCGACACGGUGGCCCUUCCCACUGAGAUGCCGAUUGGGAGCCAAGUCCACAACAGAAUGCCCCCUCAAUGGGGAGUGGUAAAGAUCGCAAACAUUCCCUACUCAGUCACCCGGCAGGAAAUCGUUCAGUUUCUAGGUCGCCAGGCACGCCUUAUUAAUCCACAACAGGGCUGCGCGAUCCAUAUUAUAAUGGAACGUUCCACUGCUAAGACAAUGGACUGCUAUGCGGAGUUCCAGUCCACGACUGAUGCCCAGGAGACAGCUACUCGCAUCAACCGAAUCUAUGAGACUGGCCGCGCUCCUCGUCUAGGUAACCGCUCUGUUGAUGUUGAGUUCAGUAACCAAGAUGCUCUGCUCAAGGAUCUGUUCCCUCGUGCCAAGUGCAUCAUCUGGAAAGAUGCUAUGCCUACCGCCGUCCCCAACGAUGACCCCUUUUCUACUGGAUUCUCGGGCUUUUUCACCAGCGAGGAAAUUAUCAAUGCCAUUCGCCAUGCUGAAAUACCGCACCGUUCUCCGUUUUGUGCGAAGUGUCCACAGCGCACUUACGAGUCCACCAUCAGCACACUCUACAAGUUCCCGUGGUACGCUACCAAGCUGUACACCGUUCAUGACCGCAAUCAGUUGUUUGAGCUGGUUAAUCGUCACAUUCUCUCUCUUGUUGCGCGAGUUAAGAGGUCGAACACAGUUGGUCUUGACCAAAGACUGCUGAGAGAACUUCUUUAUGCUGGAUUGAAUUGUCCUGCGUUCAAUGAGCGCCAGAAGUUCACGCUGUCUGUCAAUUCCGAGGACACCACAGAGAUCUUGAAAUUCCCAGAUAUGGGCAAAUGGUUCCCUUUCGACACUCUCGUCAAGUUGCCAAAGACUGAAGAGAGCACACUGCUGUAUUACGUCAAGUUGAUAUCGAAAGGUACCCUCCAUGAUCGCACUGACAUGAAGCUGCCGAACAACUUCCCGUUGACGAACAUUCACCUUGAAUCUCCUUACGGUCCUAUCUGGCUCGAAUGGCCGUCCAACAUCGCUAAGACCAUGACCUGGGAAGAUGCUUCCGCGCACGAGAUGAGCAUCCUUAGCCAUCUUGUCCUGACAGGCUGGAUGAAGAACGACCAGGAGAACACCAACAAAUCCGGCCUACUACCAGAGUCCACUACCGCAAGCAGCCGCGAGUCCCAUGCCAAUACCAUCGUGUCAUCUGGAAGCGAUAAUAGUCCAAUCAACGUUCGGACAUCUUCGACUGAUAUUUUCGCGACACCUUCCCGCCGUGCAAGCGUUCAACUUGGCAGCCGCAGCUCCUUCGCUGAGAGCAGCGAUGACGGCUGGCGCCGUGCAAUGUAUAUGCAUUCUUCGGCCGGCAUGCGAGGUAGGUUUCCUGGUCAUCGGAAUACCCUGUCAUCUCCCACUUGUCUUCCGUCCGCAGGCAACCAUUAA